ACCAUGUGAUGCCCUGUGCCGCCUUGGGAUGCUGCAGAGAGUUCCCAGCAGCAAGAAGGUUCUCAUGAGAUGCCCCCUUGACCUUGGGCUUCCCGGCCUCCACAACUAACCCGAAAUUUUUACUGAGCACAUAUAGCCAAAAGAUGACAUUGCCCAGCCUCCUUUGCAGAUGGCUGUGGCUAUUCCAGGAUCCCAGAAAAUGGCAGCCACACAUGAAGGUCUCUGAAGCAGAACUGCCCUGGAUCUUUACUGUGGUGGUGCCCUCUCGGACUUUCUCCUGCCCUUCUGUCUCUGGCCUCUCAUUUUCCCCCGAGGCUAGCCAUGGAAACUAGAAUUCCUCUUCCCCAAGCGAUUUUCAGUGAAACUUCAGAGGACAAAGGGGAAGUUUUCAUUGGCCCGUCCAGUUUUAGUGCUGUGAACAGGAUACCAAAGCUGCUCUGCUCUUCUGGAAGCUGCAAUGAAGGGAACCAAGGACCUGACAAGCCAGCAGAAGGAGUCUAACGUGAAGACAUUUUGCUCCAAGAAUAUCCUAGCCAUCCUUGGCUUCUCCUCUAUCAUAGCUGUGAUAGCUUUGCUUGCUGUGGGACUGACUCAGAACAAAGCAUUGCCAGAAAACAUUAAGUAUGGGAUUGUGCUGGAUGCGGGUUCUUCUCACACAAGUUUAUACAUCUAUAAGUGGCCAGCAGAAAAGGAAAAUGACACAGGGGUGGUGCAUCAAGUAGAAGAAUGCAGGGUUAAAGGUCCUGGAAUCUCAAAAUAUGUUCAGAAAGUAAAUGAAAUAGGCAUUUACCUGACUGAUUGCAUGGAAAGAGCUAGGGAAGUGAUUCCAAGGUCCCAGCACCAAGAGACACCCGUUUACCUGGGAGCCACGGCAGGCAUGCGGUUGCUCAGGAUGGAAAGUGAAGAGUUGGCAGACAGGGUUCUGGAUGUGGUGGAGAGGAGCCUCAGCAACUACCCCUUUGACUUCCAGGGUGCCAGGAUCAUUACCGGCCAAGAGGAAGGUGCCUAUGGCUGGAUCACUAUCAACUAUCUGCUGGGCAAAUUCAGUCAGAAAACGAGGUGGUUCAGCAUAGUCCCGUAUGAAACCAAUAAUCAGGAAACCUUUGGAGCUUUGGACCUUGGGGGAGCCUCUACACAAAUCACUUUUGUACCCCAAAACCAGACUACUGAGUCCCCAGAUAAUGCUCUGCAAUUUCGCCUCUAUGGCAAGGACUACAAUGUCUACACACAUAGCUUCUUGUGCUAUGGGAAGGAUCAGGCACUCUGGCAGAAACUGGCCAAGGACAUUCAGGUUGCAAGUAACGAAAUUCUCAGGGACCCAUGCUUUCAUCCCGGAUAUAAGAAGGUAGUGAACGUAAGUGACCUUUACAAGACCCCCUGCACCAAGAGAUUUGAGAUGACUCUUCCAUUCCAGCAGUUUGAAAUCCAGGGUAUUGGAAACUAUCAACAAUGCCAUCAAAGCGUCCUGGAGCUCUUCAACACCAGUUACUGCCCUUACUCCCAGUGUGCCUUCAAUGGGAUUUUCUUGCCACCACUCCAGGGGGAUUUUGGGGCAUUUUCAGCUUUUUACUUUGUGAUGAAUUUUUUAAACUUGACAUCAGAGAAAGUCUCUCAGGAAAAGGUGACUGAGAUGAUGAAAAAGUUCUGCUCUCAGCCUUGGGAGGAGAUAAAAACAUCUUACGCUGGAGUAAAGGAGAAGUACCUGAGUGAAUACUGCUUUUCUGGUACCUACAUUCUCUCCCUCCUUCUGCAAGGCUAUCAUUUCACAGCUGAUUCCUGGGAGCACAUCCAUUUCAUUGGCAAGAUCCAGGGCAGCGACGCCGGCUGGACUUUGGGCUACAUGCUGAACCUGACCAACAUGAUCCCAGCUGAGCAACCAUUGUCCACACCUCUCUCCCACUCCACCUAUGUCUUCCUCAUGGUUCUGUUCUCCCUGGUCCUUGUCAUAGUGGCCAUCAUAGGCUUGCUCAUCUUUCACAAGCCUUCGUAUUUCUGGAAAGAUAUGGUAUAGCAAGAGCAGCUGAAAUAUGCUGGCUGGAGUGAGGAAAAAAAUUGUCCAGGGAGCAUUUUCCUCCAUCGCAGUGUUCAAGGCCCUCCUUUCCUGUUUGCCAGGGCCAGUCUUGACCAGUGUGAAGCUUCCUUGGCUUUUACUGAAGCCUUUCUUUUGGAGGUAUUCAACAUCCUCUGCCUCAAGGACUUCCGGCAGACACUGUCUCUUUCAUGAGUUUUUCCCAGCUACCCCUUUCUCCUUUGUACUUUGUGCUUGUGUAGGUUUUAAAGACCUGACACCUUUCAUAAUCUUUGCUUUAUAAAAGAACAAUAUUGACUUUGUCUAGAAGAACUGAGAGUCCUGAGUCCUGUGAUGGGAGGCUGAGCUGGCUGAAAGAAGAAUCUCAGGAACUGGUUCAGUUGUACUCUUUAAGAACCCCUUUCUCUUUCCUGUUUGCCAUCCAUUGAGAAAGCCAUACAAUGCCUUUGAAGAAGGCAGACACACAUUCCACUCCCAGCCUGCCCUGUGGGUAGGAGAAUUUUCUACAGUGGGCAAAUAUGUGCUAAAGCCAAAGAGUUUUUUAAGAAAUAUAUGUGCUCAUGCAGUAAAUACAGUUCUCAAUCCCACCCAAAGCAGGGAUGUCAAUAAAUCACAUUCCUAGGUGAUACCCAAAUGCUACAGAGUGGAAUACUCAGACCAGAGACUUGCGAAAAGCGGAUGUACAUAUAUGCAUUCAAACAUCAGGGCUUACUAUGUGGUAGGUGGUAUACACAUAUCACAAAGAAAAAUACAGUUACAACUCAGGGUCACAAAAAAUGCAUCUUCCAACGCAUAUUUUUAUUAUGGUAAAAUAUACAUAAAUACAAUUCACCAUUUUAACAUUUAAUUCAUAUUAAAUACAUACAAAUCAGUGACAUUUAGUACAUUCACAGUGUUGUGCCACCAUCACCACUAUUUAGUUCCAGAACAUUUGCAUCAACAAGAAAUUGUCUAGAGACAAGACUAUCCUGGGUAGGCAGAAACCAUAGAUCUUUCUGUUUACAGCUGUGGAAACCAACUGUACCAUAAAGAUAGUUCGCUGAGUUUUAAAGCCAAGCCACAUCUUAUUUUUCCGAGGUUUAAUUUAGUGAGAGGGCAGCAUUAGUGUGGAGUGGCAUGCUUUUGCCCUAUCAUGGAAUUUACACAUCAGAAUGUGCAGGAACCAAGUCUGGAAGUGUUGCCACCCCGUCACAAAACAUGGGCUUUGUUUGCUUAUUCCAUGAAGCAGCAGCUAUGGACUUUACCAUAGAAACAUGAAGAGACCCUGUACUCCUUUCCUUAAGGAUUGUUGCAAGAGUUACCUGUUGAGCAGGAUUGACUGGUGAUGUUUCAUUCUGACCUUGUGCCAAGCUCUCCAUCUCUAGAUCUGGGGACUGACUGUUGAGCUCAUGGGGAAAGAAAAGCUCCCACACAAACCAGAAGCCAAAUGUCCCUAUAUCUCUUGAAUGAUCAAGUCACUUUUGACAACAGCCAGCUGAAUAUAAAAACUUAAUAAAGCUGUGGAAAGGAACUCUU
Messenger RNA from Mandrillus leucophaeus (drill), 3544 nucleotides. It is a transcript of the gene ENTPD1, whose product is annotated as ectonucleoside triphosphate diphosphohydrolase 1. Lineage: Eukaryota; Metazoa; Chordata; Mammalia; Primates; Cercopithecidae. Gene Ontology annotation, molecular function: GDP phosphatase activity; UDP phosphatase activity. The record is from RefSeq and is a predicted model, not a curated record. Gene Ontology annotation, biological process: nucleoside diphosphate catabolic process. Gene Ontology annotation, cellular component: plasma membrane. The transcript has 12 exons. The coding region runs from base 458 to 2011 and encodes 517 amino acids.